AUGAUGCUGCUGCAUGACCUGCCUCACUGCUAUAGAGAAAUUGAGGGAAAUGAAAUCCUAUCAAGAACCUUUGAGUCCAAUGAGGUACUAACUCCACUUCAAAUUCCUUCUCGUCCAACUGUCUCACAAGACAGAUAUAAAGAGUUCAGGGAAGCCUUUCACUGCUGCAAGCUACCCUGGGGAGCAGAAAGGGAGCAUGGAGGAAUUGCACUACCUGUAUUUCCAGAAGACCACAGGGCAAAGAAAAAGUCUCCACGUACUUUUAUUAAAGUACAUCAACAUUACGGUAGUGGUGUAGACCCUUGGCCAAGAGUCCUCCCCACUGAGCAGCACUGUGACAUCACCCAGCUGAAAAACAGUGAUAUGUAUAUGAAUGAUGAACUGCUUCAUAAACCACCAGACAGUUUGGCUAAACCACUCUGCCUGCCAUUUCCCACCUCUCAUCCCUACCAGACACACAUCUCUAGGUACGCCGUGUUCCCAAACUUCAGAUCACCUGAAGAUCGAGACACCGGGAUUGAUGCAAGCAGUCAUCAGCCUUUUCAUCCCAAUAUCCCUACCAAGCCUUUUGAUGCGGUUGUUCUGAGGAAGACCAGAGGUAAUCCAUAUAGGCAUGAAGUUGUCAGUAUUCCUUCUGACUCCCAGAAGGCGGCUGUGCACUGGCCGGGACAGGACAUAUACUUCCAGGUUUUUAAAGAGCUAGAACAUAACCUCUCCUCAAGAACAGCCAAUAUGCUACGAAAUACUGAAAGGGCUCUGGGGAUCACAACAUACAAUCGGGACUUCACAGGAAGAGGUCCUAUGAAUCCCCUUAUCCUGGAUAACUAUUACAUGAAAGCAGUUGGCAGAUUAACUGGAGAACUAGGUGAAGACAUGGAACUAAAAGAAACGUUUCUGCCUAGUCUCUCACAAGUGAGACCUCUUGAAGGGCGCACUGCACGUUUACUUCAAGGGCGACGUCCCCGUGAAUCAAUCCUGCAAGAACAGCACCAAGAGCAAACCACUCUGCCUCAGACAUGCUACCAGAAAGUUCAUUAUCUGGACACAAGGCCGCAAAAAAACAAACUUCAGAAAAUCACUGACACAUUGCAAACAGAAGCAUUGUACAGGGAGCAGCUUUCAGGAAGGCCUGAACUUGAAUCCCUUCCAAAAUCUGCAUGUUCCCUUUCCUGCAAAGACUUUGGGCUCACACAUUUGGAUCAAAACACGGUAUGGGAAGAAAACCCAGUUAGUCUAAGUAAGCCAGGCUUACCACUGGAUGUAAAGAGUGAGGAAAGCAGAAUGCUAUCGUACAAGCUUUGUCAUGAAGAAGCAUGUCAGUCUGCAUGGAGACCAGAGGAUGGGUCAAGAGAGACAGCACUGCCUGAAUGGAUCCCUAGCUGUGAGGUUCCCCAGCGCCAGACAGCCCUGCUGGAGCUGCAGCAUUCCUUCUCUAAGACAGCAGCACAACAAUGUUUUCAUGAUUCCAUAAGAGGAGAGACAAACGACCUC
This is a messenger RNA of Charadrius vociferus (killdeer), 1491 nucleotides long. RefSeq names its product chromosome unknown open reading frame, human C7orf31 (gene SPMIP4). Gene Ontology annotation, cellular component: centrosome. The record is from RefSeq and is a predicted model, not a curated record. The annotation marks the transcript as partial. The transcript is spliced from 10 exons. NCBI's taxonomy places the organism in Eukaryota, Metazoa, Chordata, Aves, Charadriiformes, Charadriidae.